Cucurbita pepo subsp. pepo (vegetable marrow) is the source of this 1796-nucleotide messenger RNA. It is a transcript of the gene LAC7, whose product is annotated as laccase 7. The record is from RefSeq and is a predicted model, not a curated record. NCBI's taxonomy places the organism in Eukaryota, Viridiplantae, Streptophyta, Magnoliopsida, Cucurbitales, Cucurbitaceae. Gene Ontology annotation, cellular component: apoplast. Gene Ontology annotation, biological process: lignin catabolic process. Gene Ontology annotation, molecular function: copper ion binding; hydroquinone:oxygen oxidoreductase activity.
UCUUCUUCUUCUCCUUCUUCUGGCUUCUUCUUCAAUGGCUUCUGCUGCCAUUGUUGAACAUUCUUUCACCGUACAAGACAUGACCGUCCGGCGACUCUGCCGUGACCAAGAGAUAACGGCAGUCAACGGUGAAUAUCCCGGUCCGACCAUUCACGCUCACGACGGCGAUGUCCUUGUUGUUCAUGUAUCCAACAAGUCCCCCUACGAUUUAACCAUUCAUUGGCAUGGAAUAUUCCAGCAGCUAAGCGCAUGGGCGGAUGGCCCGGAAAACGUAACGCAAUGUCCAAUACGCCCAGGUGGAAACUACACAUACAGAUUCAAGAUCAAAGAACAAGAAGGAACUUUAUGGUGGCACGCACACUCGUCCUGGCUACGCGCCACCGUCCACGGCGCCCUUCUUAUCCGCCCCAAGAACGGUAGGCCAUUGCCGUACCCAAAGCCAUACAAGAAGAUUCCAAUCCUGCUGGGAGAGUGGUGGAAUGCCAACGUCGUCCACGUGGAAGAGGAAGGCCUCACCACCGGCUCCGGUCCUAAUAUCUCCGACGCCUACACCAUUAAUGGACUCCCCGGCAACCUCUACCCUUGCUCCCAAAACCAAACUUAUACUCUCAAAAUGGCGCGUGGGAAAACAUACUUACUUCAAGUAAUCAACGCUGCACUCAAUAACCAAUUCUUCUUCAAAUUAGCCAAUCACAAUUUGACAGUUGUCGCCGUCGACGCCGUCUACACAGACCCUUACGUCACCGACGUCAUCGUCCUUGCUCCUGGCCAAACCACCGAUGUCCUCGUUAAAGCCGACCAGCCUCCACGCUCCUACUACAUGGCGGCGCGUCCCUACGCCGACGCACGACCACCAAUAGACUUCUCAGACACAAUCACACGUGCCAUUGUCGUGUACGACGGCGCGUCCCCUUCCGCUGCUCCACUUAUGCCGACUCUACCGUCAUUCAACGACACCCCAACAGCUCACAAAUUCUACACUAACAUCACCGCCCUUGUCGGGGCCCGCCACUGGGUCCCAGUCCCACGCCACGUGGACCACCACAUGUUCGUCACGUUCGGUCUAAACCUAGCUCCAUGCGGGUUACCCAAUGGCACCGCGUGCGGCGGACCGAAUGGGCAGCGGCUGUCGGCGAGUAUGAAUAACGUGUCGUUUGUGAUCCCAAACGACGCCGGAUUGUCAAUGCUGGAGGCGUAUUUUCACAAAGUGAAGGGCGUUUAUAGUACGGAUUUUCCCGACCAGCCGCCGGUGGAAUUUGAUUACACGAAUUCGAGUAUAAGAUUGGAUAAUUCGUUGAUCUUCGCGCCGAAAGCCACGUCGGUGAAGAAAUUGAAAUUCAAUUCGACGGUGGAGAUGGUUUUGCAGAACACUGCUUUUGUUUCACUGGAAAAUCACCCAAUGCAUCUCCAUGGAUUCAACUUCCAUGUUCUAGCGCAAGGCUUUGGAAAUUACGACCCGAUCCAUGACCCGAAAAAAUUCAAUUUCCUCAACCCCCAGAUCCGUAACACCAUUGCCGUCCCCGUCGCCGGGUGGGCCGUCAUCCGGUUCCAAGCCAACAAUCCAGGUGUAUGGCUGAUGCACUGCCACCUGGACGUCCACGUACCCUGGGGAUUGGCUAUGGGAUUUGAAGUGGAGAAUGGUCCUACUCCGUCGACGUGGCUGCCUCCGCCGCCGCACGAUCUUCCCAAAUGCUAGAUGAACGGUCUGCAAAGUUCCUCCAAAUUAGAAGAAAAUUCAUUGCUGUAUUUUAUGUUUAAUUAUUUUUAUGUCUGAAAAUAAAUUACCCAGGUUAUUA